Stylophora pistillata is the source of this 683-nucleotide messenger RNA. RefSeq lists its product as uncharacterized. Lineage: Eukaryota; Metazoa; Cnidaria; Anthozoa; Scleractinia; Pocilloporidae. The record is from RefSeq and is a predicted model, not a curated record.
AAUUAAUAAUAAAUGACGGUAGGAAUGAAAGUUAGACGUUUUGGCUCUACAAGAACCAAGCAGUGGCAGAGAUGGGUAACUGAUGGUUGCUGUAUUUAUCUCACUUUACUGAAAAGAAAUUGUAAAGCGAGACACUCUGAUGGUUGGUUAAAAACGCUUUCUUUUUUGACAAGACUCUGAAGAUGGCCCGCCGUCGCUGCCCGAUGCUCUCUUUCAUAUUUCUUCUUUUUUUGUUUGGAGGCUGGUUCUACACCUUAACGGUUGCGAACCAUGAUAGCUGUCGGCGUCUAAAGUUCUUGCAACAGAAAGAUGGAUAUGGAUUAGUGGGCCACGUCUUUAAAAACAUUGUAUUACCAGUCGGAAUGCAUAUAUAUAGUCACUGCAGAAAUUGGUGUACUAUGCAAGACAGAUGUAAAUCGAUCAACAUAGGACCCGCAGGAGAAAAAGAUAAAGUUUUGUGUCAAUUGAGUGACUCGGACCACCUACAACACCCAAAUGAUUUGAAACCGAUGGCAGGUUUUGUGUAUAGGGGCACGGAGAACAAGUGUUGUUUCAACAUGUGCUACAACAAUGCAACUUGCUCAGUUGGAUUUACUGACAAGGGAUACAAGUGUGUGUGUCCACCUGGUUACAAGGGAGACCACUGUGAAAAAGGCAAGAGUUACUUUGCAGGUGCGCUCUAA